GCGGCCGUUAACGGUUAACCCAAUUUGCAUACUGCAGGCUCACUCUUCCCUAAUAGCUCCUGCUUUUUCUGGAGAGCAUGGCUAAUUAAGAGAAAACCUAAAAUGACAGCCAUGUUGAGAACGGGCACUGCAGACAGAAUGAGUCGGCGAAGCAGCACCAGCAUCAGGGAUGAGGACGGGAAGAUGAGUAGCUCUGAGGAAGUGUCCUGGAUUUCCUGGUUCUGUGGCUUGCGUGGCAAUGAGUUCUUCUGUGAGGUAGAUGAAGAUUACAUCCAAGACAAAUUCAACCUGACUGGCCUCAAUGAGCAAGUUCCCCACUAUCGCCAGGCCUUGGAUAUGAUUCUUGAUUUGGAACCAGAUGAGGAGCUUGAGGACAACCCUAACCAGAGUGACUUGAUUGAACAGGCAGCUGAAAUGCUCUACGGCCUCAUCCACGCCCGCUACAUCCUCACAAACCGUGGAAUUGCCCAAAUGCUUGAGAAAUACCAGCAAGGAGACUUUGGUUACUGCCCCCGAGUUUACUGUGAGAACCAGCCCAUGCUGCCCAUUGGCUUAUCUGAUAUCCCAGGGGAAGCCAUGGUUAAACUUUACUGCCCAAAGUGCAUGGAUGUCUACACCCCCAAAUCUUCCCGCCACCAUCACACAGAUGGGGCCUAUUUUGGGACAGGCUUCCCCCACAUGUUGUUUAUGGUGCACCCUGAGUAUCGGCCGAAACGACCUGCUAACCAAUUUGUGCCCAGACUUUACGGAUUCAAGAUCCACCCUAUGGCUUACCAGCUGCAGCUUCAGGCCGCCAGCAAUUUUAAGAGCCCAGUCAAAACUAUUCGUUGAUCUUCUACAUCCAGGUGCUCAGGGUCCUUUCCUGAUAACUCCCUUUACCCCCAACCAGGGCUGCUCAUACUUUGAUUUUGAUGAAGUCCCCUGCAGAUUAUUCUUUGUCACUCUCCAGCCUGAUUUUUAGUCUCAUUUCUGGUGUGUGGUUUAAAUUAAUAAUAAACAAUUUCUGUUAAUUCCCAGAAACAGACUGUGACAGAAAAAUUCAAUAACCAA
Molecule: messenger RNA, 1050 nt
Organism: Lacerta agilis (Sand lizard)
Lineage: Eukaryota; Metazoa; Chordata; Lepidosauria; Squamata; Lacertidae
Gene: CSNK2B
Product: casein kinase 2 beta
Exons: 8
Coding region: 103-831 (242 amino acids)
Cellular component (GO): cytoplasm; protein kinase CK2 complex
Molecular function (GO): protein kinase regulator activity
Source: RefSeq, a predicted model, not a curated record